Messenger RNA from Lolium perenne, 711 nucleotides. Its product is annotated as glucosamine 6-phosphate N-acetyltransferase 1. Gene Ontology annotation, molecular function: glucosamine 6-phosphate N-acetyltransferase activity. The record is from RefSeq and is a predicted model, not a curated record. NCBI's taxonomy places the organism in Eukaryota, Viridiplantae, Streptophyta, Magnoliopsida, Poales, Poaceae.
CUCUCUCCCCGGCCGCACGCGUCGACGACACGCCGAUGGAGAAACCGGAAGCAGCCACGGUGGCGCCGGAGGCCGGCGCCGGCGACGACGCCGACGGGUACCGCAUCCGGCCGCUCGAGCUCGGGGACAUCUCCAAGGGCUUCUGCGACCUCCUCGCGCAGCUCUCCCCGUCCGCGCCGCUCACCGAGGACGCCUACCGCGCCCGCUUCGCGGAGCUCGCGCGCCUCGGCGCCGACCACCUCGUCCUCGUCGCGGAGCACGCCGCCACGGGCCGCCUCGCGGCGGCGGGGGCGGUGCUCGUGGAGCGCAAGUUCAUCCGGCGCUGCGGCACCGUGGGGCACGUCGAGGACGUGGUGGUGGACGCCGCCGCGCGCGGCCGGGGCCUCGGCGAGCGAGUCGUGCGCCGCCUCGUGGAGCACGCCAGGGGGAGGGGGUGCUACAAGGCCAUACUGAACUGCACCCCCGAGCUCAAGGGGUUCUACGCCAAGAUCGGAUUCGAGGAGAAGAACGUCCAGAUGGGGCUCUACUUCUGAUCUAGGUUCCGCUUUCUCGGAUCUCUUCCUGGUGAUGUUUACUACUAGUAGCUGUUGACUUAUCGAUGAAAUGUGAUUGGAAUUAUUAUUUGUGCUUUUAUGGCUUGAUGAUUUGAACAAUUGUCUUGGUUAAAGAUUUGCAAUCUAUCAAAGUAGCAAUCCUUGCUGCUUCCAUGAA